ACCAGCAGCGUCCAUCAUGAUUUGAAGUUUAACUCACGUUUAACUGUUUACCUGAAAAUAACCAUAAUGUGGAGGUUAAAUAAGGUUCGCCAUAAAGUUGGUCGACAAGGCGACAGCUUGGAGGAGUUCAGGUUAAAGAGGCGGGAGCAGGAGAAAGCACUGAGACAAGCCCGCAGAGACAGACAGCUUGUGAGUAAGAGACUUGUGGUGAAUGAAGAUGAGGAGCAGCCAGAGGUCACCAUGGACACUAACUCAGGAGAACAGGACGUGGUCAGUUUGUACCACAGACUUCAACACAGCGGGCUGGAGAGGGAGGCCCACCUGAAGGCCCUGAGUAAAGCUCUCCGUGACCCAUCGGCACAGCUCGCCUUCAUCAAGCAGGAGAAUAGUAUGCAUCUGUUGGUUGGUCUCCUCACUGGCUCUGAUGCUACGUGCCGUCUGCACGCUGUUCGGUGCCUGCACGAGCUGUCUCACUCUCCCCAUGCCAAUGUGGCGCCAGCCUGUCUGCCCGCCACUCCUUACCUGCUCACCUACCUGUCUGGCCAGAGCACCAAGUUCACUGAGUUGUGUCUCUACACGCUUGGCAAUUUAUGCCCAGACAGCGAUGCUGUAAAAGAGAAGCUCUUGGCACAAGGACUCGUACCAGCGCUGGGCCACUGCAUGGAGAACCAGAGACAUAACCUUGCCGUGGUGGAAGCUGUGGGGUUCACCCUCUCUCAGCUCCUUCAGGCCAAAGAUGCAGCGGAGACAAUAAUCCCGAUGGUGCUGGCCUCAAGUUUACCUCCACACCUGUUAUCAGUCCUGACUCCAGACCCAAACUUCGGCCUGGCACCUGCCAUUGAGUGCGCAUGGUGUCUGCACUACCUCACAUGCAGCUAUGGGGACAACACGGUGCUGUUGGCUCAUGGGGCCCUGUCACAGUGCAGUUCCUUAUUAGUGUCACUAGGAGGUGCUGUGGCCGCAGGAAACAAAGAAGAAGGAAUGGAGCUGUUAAUCUGUCCUCUGCUGAGGUGCGUGGGAAACCUCCUGUCCUCCUGUCCAUUGGAAGACUUGGGUACUCAAGUGGGUGACAUGCGUCUUGUGGUUGCUCUGUGUGCACUUCUUCAGGCGUACCUGCAAAGCCAGCCGGCGUUGGCUAGAGAGAGUGCCUGGGUCCUCAAUAAUCUCACAGCUCACUCCGGUGCUUUCUGCUCUGCUCUGCUGACUCUCAACUUGGUCCCUGGACUGAUCCAGCUCCUCCCUUACUCUCAAGGCAUCAAUACCAUGAUCCUGAGGGUUCUAGCAAAUGUUGCCCACAAGAGAAAGGAGUUCUGUGUCGAGCUGGCCCAUCGAGGAUUGCUGUCCGCUCUCUGUGCCACGCUUAAAAUGGCGAACCAAGAGAUGGUGACCCUGAGUAUGGAUAUUCUGCUCAUGCUGGUAGUUAGUGGUCAACAGGUGGCAGAGGAGUUUGUGCGGCACGGCGGACUCUCACUGUUAGAAGCUAUUCAGUACAACAGUGAAGGAGCGAUUAGACGCAGAGCAACACAUCUACUGGAGCACCACCUGCCGUCCUACUCAUCCUACUGCUCGGCGGACAACAUCCCUCCUGAACCAACCAGAAGACACCAAAGUCCCACCUAAAGGGUACAGUAAGUCACUGAUACCACAAGGACACACCUGAGGGCACAGGACAACUCGUUUACUUCUUGCCACUUGUAUUUUUUGACACCGUCCCACUCCUCCUUCCUGUUUUGAGAUUAACUUGCUUUCUCAAACAAUCAGGCUGAAGUUAAUAGUAUAACGUAAUCGCUCACCACGGCAACCAGAUUGCCAUUCCAGCAUAAGUGUCAAGGUCAACAUCAUUAGCAGGGAUACAAAUAGCAGUCACUCUAACAUAAGUUAUGGGAUGGGGGAUUUUUCUCUACCUCUUUAACCUAAAAAUGACGACCCCAGUGAGAGGAAGUCAUCAGACGAUGUACAUCAAAAUUAAUGGUUCGCAGUUUGGGGGACACUGCCGGUGCCCUAACAGCUUCUCAACCUGAACAGUGCAGCUGGCGAUGUGUGCACCACUUGCACACAUUUCCAGCUGGGAGUUCGCCGACUGACGAGUUCACUACGCCCACAAACUCUCUUAGCUAUUUUGUUAACGUGAUUAAAUCCAUGUAUUUAUUUAGAUGAACAUUUCUGUGACAUCCAACUGUAUAAACAAAAGAAAAACCGCCUUCACAAAGUACAUUUUGCACUUUAAGUUGGAAUCUCUUCUAAUUUCGUUCUUUACCUUUAUUCUGCAAAAGACAUUACUCCUAUUCUGCUGUUUACAUGGCUAAUAAAAAUGAAUAUUCCCCUUUUUCAUCAUCACAUCAAAAUAUGGCAAAGUGUAAUAGCCUCCCUCUUUAAUUCCUUCAAACACAUUCUUGAAAAGGUCUUUGUUUUGAUUUUUGCACCUCUCCCAAAACCUGUUAAUAUCCAAGUCUUUCAUGAUUGUUUAAAGUAGUAGAGUUUCUCCUUGAGACCAAAAAUAUUGGUUUUCUUUUGGGCAUGCAUCUCUUCCACAUCUUUGCAAACUGUUGGCGAGUUGGUUUGUCUACAGCGUAUCGAUGACAACAAAAAGAGCUGACCUUAAACAGACAAGAGGCUGUGUGCUGCAAACUGUAGCAAAACCACCAGUUGAGAUACAUAUUCUGGAUAUUCUAGAGACAUGCAAUUGUUCAGUGAACUAACCCUGUAGUACAAAGCAAGUCCACCGAGCUGAAUGCUAAUUGAUUCCACUGAAAUUGCAAAAGGUAUUUUUCUGGAGGCUAUUUUGCUUGUAUGUAAGAGUGCAUGUAAAAGUGGCAAAUGUGGAUCAGUUUGCUAAUCAGAUGGCGGGGUGUGAUGGUGCACCUUUGCAAGCUUGAAGGAUGACAUACGUAUGACCUGCAGCUUCUACUAUAUUCAUAUGCCAUCUUACAAUUUUAACCUUUUUUGAGCUAUUUGUCAAAACACAGUUUUACAAACAGUGUGGCUUUACAACAUAGUGAGGAAAUAAGAUAAAUAUGAAAUAUCAUUAGAAUGCCAAAAUACACUGGAUUGGAAAGUCAAAUUUUCAAUACCUUUUGAGUAUGGUCUACUGGUAUUUUGAGGUUUACCAUCUUCAGUGUUAUUAUCAAAGAUUUUUUAAUGCAUGUAAAGAUUAAAUAUUUUUUUAACGCCUGAGGCUCAGUACCUGUAGUCUUUCUGUCGGAUGCAUCGUGUGCAUCUCAUCAGGAGACUGAGGUAUUUUUGCUCAUCAGAGUUUCUCCUCUGAAACUGGAGCACCUGCUGUCUGUACAGAGAAGGGGUCAUAUGACUGACUGCAUACAUCAUUCACCUUUCACUUUUGUGUUGAUGCCAGAGUUUAGAAGUACCAUGUGUUUUUGAACCAAUAAUGCAUUGUCAGUGACUGCACAAUUAUGAAAUAUAUUAAAAAUAAAUAAUACAGAUGAACUGAUAAUGAGAAUAAUCUUUAGUUGCUGCUCUUCUGUCCA
This is a messenger RNA of Plectropomus leopardus (leopard coralgrouper), 3485 nucleotides long. It is a transcript of the gene tmco6, whose product is annotated as transmembrane and coiled-coil domains 6. Gene Ontology annotation, molecular function: protein binding. The record is from RefSeq and is a predicted model, not a curated record. Lineage: Eukaryota; Metazoa; Chordata; Actinopteri; Perciformes; Serranidae.